Molecule: messenger RNA, 3489 nt
Organism: Ilyonectria robusta
Lineage: Eukaryota; Fungi; Ascomycota; Sordariomycetes; Hypocreales; Nectriaceae
Exons: 1
Coding region: 439-3303 (954 amino acids)
Source: RefSeq, a predicted model, not a curated record
ACGUCCAAAAAUCUCCCACCUCCACCAACCACACACAUAUCCACCUCCACAUCCACCACGACGACCCAUGCCGUCUCACCACCACGCACUCGGAUUCACAUAGGGCCUUCGAGACAUUCACCAUCGUUCUGCUUCCCCGCGAUCCAGCUCCAUCGCCGUCGCCUGUCGACCCUCGCUCCUUCCUGCGGCAUCCACGGGAACCUCCGUCGAAUGCACAUGUCAUCCCCCAAAUCCGCCGUCGCGACGAUCCGCCCCGCCACUCUGCCGCCUCCCAAACGUGCCUGUCCUCCCGUCGAGUCCCCCUGAGCGACACUCCCCGACGCCCGCGCCCCUACCGCCAGCCUGUCCCUCCUCGAGAGACUCGCCCCGGCUGCCGGCCCUGCCCUCACACGGUUCCUGGGUCCGUCAGACUGUGGGAGAGGUCAGACGUCGUCGCGCAUGCCUCGCGCUUCGAGCUCGGGCAAGCGACAGCAAGGUGCCGCCACUCACCGCGACACCCGCCACGAGAAUGGUCUUGUAGGCCCGGCUAGGCGUUCCUCCGAUAAGAAGGGCUCCGGGGACGGCCCUGCCCGCCGGUCUGACCAUGGCGUCGCCGGUGCCGCAGGGUCGUCGAUCCCGGCCAACGGCCUCGCGAAUGGCUCCUCGAAACUCCCCCUCGACAACUCCUCGUCCGAUUCCCGCGCCAACGAUGACUCCAUGCGCCGCUCCUCCCUCGCCUCCGAGACGUCGUCCGAGUCGUGCAUUUCCAACAUGGGCACCAAUGGCAUUGUCGAUGCCGGCCAUCGCCAGAUCGACGUCAAUGCCUUGAAGAAUUCCGACGUCCACCGCGACUCCGGUCCCUUCGACCUCGCCACCACCGUUCUCAAGUCCCUUCCCAUGCAGGAUACCCUCGCCAUCCUCAUCAUUCUCAUGCACGUUCCGCCGCUGUCUCUCUCCGCCAUCUAUACCGUCUUCACCUUCCUCACCUUUGUUCCUCCCGUCACCACCAGCUCAGGCAUGAACAUCAACCUCGCCGAGAUCUUUGACGGAAACUCCACCAUGCCCUCCCUUGUGACCAUUUUGUGUAUGGACUUUUUCUUCCUCCUGAUAUGGCUAUUUCUGUGGGGUCCGAUCCAGGAUGCUAUUCUCGAUUUUGCCAAGCCAGUCAUUGCCAUUACCCUAGGAGGAGGCACCAGUACGAGAGACGGAACCUCGAGGGGUCUCACCACAUGCUUCAUGUGGGUUAUAGGUCACCACCUCCUCCGUGGAACUAGGGUCCAUUGGGGUCGUGUGGUUCGCCAUAUCCCGGAGCACUGGCGCAUCCCUUCCGUCUUCAACAACCCUCUCCAGCCGGCCACCUCCACGUACGAUAAGAGAAGUGCGUAUGGGUGGGUGAAGAGUGUCUUGGCAAUCCACAUCUUGACCCAGGGCAUUGUCCGAUAUAUUCGGGAGUGGUAUCUGCGGCGGGAAAAGGCCAACGCCUCCACCGGUGUGAGCGAUCCCGAGGUAGGAAAGCCUCCCAGCGUGACUGGCGACAUGGCCAACGACGCGGGGUUUGCUACGCCCGACACAGAUGUGAGCUUCCAGCCAGCAACCGGUCCAUCAACAAACAAGAAACGAAGAAAACAAAGCACCCAGGUUCGCCUGCAGCAGCCGCUGUGGGCAGCCCUCGCGAGCACCAAGAUCGUCAUGGUAAAAGAGUACGAACUGUCCCAUGCUGCGUCCGAGUCAGCUGGGUCCAACGCAACCGACAUUCACAACCUAGGAAACGCCCCAUUCAAUAGUCAACCCGGCCAAAUAUGGAUAUCCUACAUUGGCAGCGACGAAGUAUGCUUCAGCACUAGUCAUUUUCCCGAAAGCGACGACAGUUCUCAGUCGCAAUCUAACGGCCAUGCGCCGCGACCCUCAGGCAUCGACACAUCCAAGCCGUUCUACGUCCGGGUGAACAAUGCAUUCUGGCAACCUACGCGCAUUUUCUCUGUCCAAGAUUCCGCUGAGGACUCGGAGCGAGGGGCUCGCUGGACAGGUGAUAUUUACGGAUUACGCCCUGCAUCUAAGUAUGUUUGCGAAUUUGUAGACACUCGAACAGACGAGGUCAUCUUCACCACUAGCAUCCGAACGGUUCAGGCAACCCUACGCGAAGCGGAUGGCACUUCAUCUGCGCUUCCUAACGGCCAGCGCUCCCUCCGACCCGACUCCCCAGCUACUACGCUCAAAACCUCCAUUGCUGCCGCCGAGGCCAAACUGGCCGACGAAAAGUCUCGUCUUAAGACUUUGCGCAAGGAGUGGAAGACUAGGAUCAAUGCUCUGAGGAAGGACAACGAGCUCACCGACAACCAACUUGCCUCUGCUGGCAACCACGACGAAAAGUACAAGCAAAAGAUUCGUCAACAAGAGACCCAAAAAGCUCAGGCAGAACGCGAUACUGAACAGCUCGCCGAUCAGCUUAAGAACUUUGACACUGCCCCGGAACUUGCUGACCGCAAGAAGAAGGUGGAAAAGUUGUACUCCUCUGAAAAGAAGGUCUUUGAUGCCGCCCAAAAGGCAUUCAAGGAGUACAAAUCCGGGCUGGAGAAGGAGGUCAAAGCUAAGGAGGUCGAGAAGUCGAAUCUCAACACCCGUCGUAACAAGAUUGCCACCCGCAUCGCAAAGGUCGAAAAUGAGCUUGCGAACAUCACCGAUGCCAACACCCGAGGAUUGGACGAAGCCGAGCGACGGAACCAGGAGCGCCAGGUGUGGCAGGAGCACGUUGCCGGUAUCGAGGCCAACUACAACGAGCGUCUCGCUCAAGUCCGUGCUACCAACGCCGCCCGCAGCGAGCACAUCAGAAACUCGCAGGUCCAGCUUCAAAGCUUCCAUGACUUCAUGAACUCUUCUAACGGAAUGGCUUAUGAGAUGGCGUCGCCGGUCGAGGCUGGUCAUCCGCCACAGCUGGGACCGCCGUUCCAACCCAACGCGACAGGAUCUUGGAAUCCCAACCCUGCUGCCAUUCCUCAUUAUCCAACAAGCAUGUGGCAAAGCUCCAACGACGUCCUCCCUUCGGUCUCUGCGCCAACGCUCCCGUCCAUGUCCAUGUGGCAGGCCCCGCCCACAGCGCCUUCGUUUGAGCCUCGAGUGACCCGAUCUAGGGGACGCAGCUCCAGCAUGCUUAGCAACGUUAGUGGCUUCACCCAGUCGAGCGGCGAGGAUUUUGGUUCCCCGCCGAUGGACCCGUUCCAUAUGCGACAUAUUUGGGAGAACCAUCCUAGCAGGAUGAGUGGCAGCGGCGGCGGAAGCAGCGGCAGUGGAAGCGGUAGCACCGGCGAUCCGACGAGUCCGAGGUGAGGGUGCGGUGAUGGCAACAUCAUGUGAGCGCCUAGAACAGCGGAUUGAGUUUUGGUUCAGUUGGCUGGCUAUUGAAUAGCGUGUGCAAGAAUAAAAGUAGUGACUUUGUUAUCUGUCUGUUCACUCAUGAUUGUGAUGUAUUGUCCCGCAAGUUUGAUCUGGUUUCUGAACAAUAAUCGACUGUCC